This is a messenger RNA of Pelodiscus sinensis (Chinese soft-shelled turtle), 8534 nucleotides long. It is a transcript of the gene ETS1, whose product is annotated as ETS proto-oncogene 1, transcription factor. Gene Ontology annotation, molecular function: DNA-binding transcription factor activity, RNA polymerase II-specific; sequence-specific DNA binding. The record is from RefSeq and is a predicted model, not a curated record. Gene Ontology annotation, cellular component: nucleus. Gene Ontology annotation, biological process: cell differentiation; regulation of transcription by RNA polymerase II. Lineage: Eukaryota; Metazoa; Chordata; Testudines; Trionychidae.
UGCAGAGAAUUUCACCAGGUAGUUGGCAAGAGACCUAAGACAAGUGUGGGAAGCUGUGGAGGAAACAACUCUUUUCUCUGGUCUUUCAGUAAAGUAGUGUCUUGGGGAUGAUGAGUUACUACAUGGACACAACAAUUGGAAGCCCAGCCCCUUAUCCUCUGGCUCGUCCGGGUGUGAUGGGUGCUGCCAAUCCCUAUGAAGAUCCUUGGAUGAGCUGUGGGUUGCAGUCCACCUGCUACCAGCAAAGGAUUUGCUACCCAAUCUGGGAUGAGACAGCCAUUCAAGAAGUGCCCACUGGCUUAGAACACUACAAUACAGACAUGGAAUGUGCAGACGUACCUUUGCUAACCCCGAGCAGUAAAGAAAUGAUGUCCCAGGCCCUGAAGGCCACCUUCAGCGGUUUCACAAAAGAGCAACAGCGGCUGGGAAUCCCUAAAGACCCCCAGCAGUGGACGGAGACUCAUGUCCGGGACUGGGUGAUGUGGGCUGUGAAUGAGUUCAGUCUGAAGGAUGUGGAUUUCCAGAAGUUCUGCAUGAACGGGGCUGCCCUCUGUGCUCUGGGCAAGGACUGCUUCCUGGAGCUAGCGCCUGACUUCGUGGGAGAUAUUCUCUGGGAGCAUCUGGAGAUCCUGCAGAAAGAUGAGAUAAAGCCAUACUCAGCUAAUGGAGUGAACCCUGCAUACCCAGAAUCCCGCUAUACAUCGGACUACUUCAUUACUUAUGGCAUUGAGCAUGCUCAGUGCGUACCUCCCUCAGAGUUCUCUGAGCCCAGCUUUAUCACCGAGUCCUACCAGACCCUCCAUCCGAUCAGCUCAGAGGAGCUCCUUUCCCUCAAGUACGAGAAUGACUACCCAUCGGUCAUCCUGCGCGACCCUGUCCAGACAGACUCCCUGCAGACAGACUACUUCACGAUCAAGCAGGAAGUUGUAACGCCAGAUAACAUGUGCAUGGGGCGCACCGGUCGAGGUAAGCUAGGGGGCCAGGAUUCCUUCGAGAGCAUAGAGAGCUACGAUAGCUGCGACCGACUGACGCAGUCCUGGAGCAGCCAGUCGUCCUUCCAGAGCCUUCAGCGCGUCCCCUCCUACGACAGCUUCGAUUCGGAGGACUACCCAGCGGCACUGCCCAACCACAAGCCCAAAGGCACCUUCAAGGACUAUGUUCGAGACCGGGCCGACAUGAACAAGGACAAGCCCGUCAUUCCUGCCGCUGCCCUGGCUGGCUACACAGGCAGUGGACCCAUUCAGCUGUGGCAGUUCCUGCUGGAGCUGCUCACCGACAAGUCCUGCCAAUCCUUCAUCAGCUGGACGGGUGAUGGCUGGGAAUUCAAGCUCUCAGACCCAGACGAGGUUGCCAGGCGAUGGGGCAAGAGGAAAAACAAACCCAAGAUGAACUACGAGAAGCUGAGCCGUGGCCUCCGCUACUAUUACGACAAGAACAUCAUCCAUAAGACAGCUGGCAAGCGCUACGUGUACCGUUUCGUCUGUGACUUGCAGAGCCUUCUGGGCUACACGCCCGAGGAACUCCACGCCAUGUUGGACGUCAAACCUGAUGCUGAUGAGUGAAUUCGACCAAGCCAGACUGUGUGGAAGGUUAUGUCAUGUCGGUCUGGAGAUUUGAUGGGACCUUAAAUGGGUUUUUUUACUGUUACAUAUCUUAUCUAUAUUUUUUCAAGAGCAACUCAAAUUUGACAUUUUGGAUGGGGAGAGGAGGGUGGGCAGAGUCAAGGUUGAAUCUGACAAUGUUUGAUUGGGAGAAGAAAAAUAGAACUGUUUAUCUGAAAGUUCUCAGAGAAGUUUUUUUUUGGGGGGGUGUGCAUGAAUUUCUGGGUAUUCAGAAAUCCAGAGAAAUACAGUUCACUUAAAAAAAAAAUCAAAAUAAGCCCUCCCCAUCUGACACCAUCUGGAAACAUUAUUAGCUAAAAGAUCCCCUUGAUUACUAUGUUAUUGGUGCAACAAACUGACAAUUCAGGAAGUGACAAGACUCCUAAGGAUUAUGUGGUUGAUUUUUUUUUUUAUCGAUGGGAGGAACAGGGGUGGGCAGAACUUCCUGUUUUGAGGGAGGGGGCGACAUAGGAAAAAAAAGAAGAAUAGUUCUUGUUACUUUGCCUUUUUGUUGGUUAUUUUCUGUUACACAAAGGGCAGAUUUUUUUUAGGAGGGACCAAGAUUUUUUUUAUUAUUAUUUGUUAAAAUUUUAUUUUAUUAAAUUUUGUGCCAGUAUUUUUUUAAAUAGUCUUAAGCUCUAAGAUGGUCUCAGUCUUGCAAUAUUGUGUGUGUAUGUUUCUGUUUUGCCAGCAGAGAGCUUUAUCACAGUGAAGAAAAAAAAAAGUUUAUGUAGACCCCACUGGAGAAGUGUAGCGCUCUGACUUAUGAUCUCUGAAUCUUAUGUGAAGGAAAAUGAGUGCCAGAUUGGCCACCAAAAUUCUGGGUUGAUGCUCUGCACUUGCAUUGAAUCCCAUGCACUUUGCUCUAUUGUUUGUUGCUAACGCUGGAUGAAAUUUUUCAAAGAAAACCUUUUUUUGUCCCAAACCAUUCUUUUAAGACAGCCAUAUGUUCAAAAAAAGUGUGUUGCUGAAAUUUGCACUUAUCAUUGUCAGAAUCAGUAUCUGGUUAUUUUCUAAAGGAAUGUUUUUUAACGCUUUGAAAUAACUGCUAGGGUUUUGAGUUUUUUAAAAUAUCCUACCAUGUGACUAAACUGACCCAAAAAAUCAGUUUGGAAAAUGGAAAAGUGUAUUAGGGAAAAAAUCAUGAAACACUUCAAACAAUGAAAAGUGAGAAAACUUAGGAUAAUGAGGAAACUUUUGAUGAUUUUUCCCUCCAUUUUUGACCCAUGCUUGCCUUUAGUUUGCCAUUCUAGGCACUUGUAAAAUGGAAACUCAGAGUUACAAAUGGGUCCCUGACUCCCCAGUUGGGCAACCGAGCAUGCAAGCCCAAUCCAGAGAAACUCAUAAGCAUAUGCUUAAACAUAUUAAUAGCCCCACUGAAGUGAGGGGGAUCAUUCAUAUGCUUGAUGUUAAGCAGGUGCUUAACAGCUUUGCUGGAUCAGGCUAGCAUUGGCCAUCAUCUUAUAGGAUUGAUCUCUUUGAGUCUGGAGCGUGUAGAUGCAGCAGGCCAGGUCUACACUACACGAUAAAUUCAAUUUAAGAUUCACAACUCCAGCUACCAGAAUUGUGUAGCUGGAGUUGACAUACCUUAAAUCAAAUUUUUCCAGCAUCUCCACUGCAGGAGGUCAAUGGAGCACCUUAUGACCUCGUGGAGUACUGGGAUUGAUGGGGAUGCCAUCAGCAUUCGAUUUAGCAGGUCCUUACUAGACCUGCUAAAUUGAACCCCAGAAGAUUGAUCUCCAGAGCGUCGAUCUUCCCAUAAGUAUAGACAAGGUUUUAGACAUGGAGGGUAUCUCUACACUGCCCCUUCCCUGUGGAAGUAGUUCUCAGAGCCUGGAUCAAUUAAUUCAGGCUCAUGCUGUGGGGUUAAAAAUAGCAGUGUAGACAUUCAGAUGGAAGCUGGAGCCAGAUUUCAGAUCUUGCCAGGUGCCAGCCCAUGCCUUAACAUCUACUCUGUUAUUUUUAGCCCUGCUGCAUGAGCCCCAUGAGCCUGAGUCAGCUGACUUGGACUCUUGUGACUCAUUACCUAGUGUCAUUUUUUUUUGCUGUGUAGUCAUACUUUUAUGGCCUGAUACUCCUGUCCCUUUCCCUUUAUAACACCAUUGACUUCAAAGGAAUCAUUUCUGUGCACUGUCAGUGUACACCAGGAGUGAGAUUUCAGCCUAUUGAAGUCAGUGGCUAACUCCUCAUUAGCUUUACUUCUGGAUCAGACCCAAAGUAAAAGGGAGACUCAGGCCCUGAGUUUUAAAUGUUUAGACCCAGAUCCUAAAACCAGAGCCACAAGGGUUGAUCCUGGUAGAAUCUACUUUAAAUAUCGUUUCUUUUGCAAAGACAGUAUUAAAGCUUUCAACUGCUUAUGUUCUCUUUAAUGGUUGAACUAAUUUCGGAAGCUGUGUGGUGAAUCAAUACAGGGAGUGGGAGGGUGGAGAGACUUUGUAGAUCAAUGCAGGGGAAAUAGAAGAGUGUCAAUGAAUCAGGGCUGCUGAACUGGGUUCUGAAUAAAUUUGCUAAAAAUGCUCUUGUAUUUAGUCUGAACAUCCAGUUUGCUUCCUGUUUUCCCAUCUUCAUGUAGCAAGAGCACUGUGGGAUAGGAGGGAAGUGUCAAACAGGAAGCAAUGGGAGGCUCUCAGUUGAGUUCCAUUGGAAAGAAGUCACCUUGAUAAGCUCUGAUUGGAUUUUACAAGAAUGGCAUGUAUUCAGCACCUGUGAAUAUCAGGGCAUUUGUUUUUAAGCAUGGUUUUUUUAUUGCAACUCAGUCAGGCCCAGCAUGCCCAGAGAGCUUUGCCUGGCUCAGCAGGUGGGUGGGCGGUAAAGCUGAACACAUGGAGAAAUGUAGCAAGCUGAUUAGGAAGGUGCUUAAACCAAGAAUGUUGAAGGCAGAUGGUGGCUAUGGGACAAGGGAAGUACAGGUGUCAGAGCAUAUUGCUGGGCCUAAAAACAGGUCUACCUUAGGGGACAACGUUGAACUAAGGUACACAAUUCUAGCAACGUGAGUAGUGUAGCUGGAGUCGAUGUACUUAUCCUGACUUACGGCAGAAUCUCUACGGUGGGACCUCAACAGGAGAAACUCUCCCAUCGACUUCCCUUACUCCUUGUGACCUGGUGGAAUACCAGAGUUAACGGGGGGCACCUUCAGCGGUUGAUUUAGUGGGCCCUUACUAGACCCACUAAAUCAAACCCUGGGAGAUCGAUCUCUACAGUGUCAAAUACCUAGUAAGUGGAGACAAGCUCUAAAUCAUGAUUCCCACCUGACAUGCAGAAAGAUGGGUUGGAAUGAAGGAGAGGAAGGAAAGGAUAAUGAAAGGAAGGUAAAAGGAGUCUACAUUAAAUGAAGAAAGGAUUGUCUGCCUUCUGAAAGAGAUGUUCUCAUGUAGCAUCCUGAGCAUAAAUGCCUUUAGCCCUUAGCAGAGAGGGACUGGCAGUUGUGGCAUGUGAGAGACUGCAAAAAUGAAACACGAGGAUUGAUGCAAAAGGGGAUUGGCAUUCAGACCAAGCUGGAGAAAGCAAAGGAUGAAGCUGCUGUUGGCCAGGUCUUCCUCCUUGCCAGAAACUACAUGCAAAGAGAGAAAACACAAAGCAAAAUGCCCACCCAGAAGGUGACUCAUUCAUAGCUGGGCACGGUGGGCUGCAUUGUAGCGGGAAGGCUGUAUGAAGCUGCUUCCUGAACCGUGAGUAGGCUGUUGGCAUCUCAGUGGAGUUUUUGAGCAUUGAAGGUGGUAGUAGCUGAGGGUAGAGUUAAUUUGGGUUUCAGAGAAGAUAGGCAAGGAAGAAGAUUUUGGACUCUGUUUUCCAGGGAGGCAGAGAACCACCUGAACCAGAAGUGAUUCCAGUGAAAUACACUUGUCCCAAAUAAAACUAGGAUAGUAGCUGGUGACUCGUUAGCUAAAGAGGUUUAAUUCUCAACUGGUAACACAAUUCUGCUGGGUUGUUAGCAUUCUAUGUGUUCCAUGCAACGUGCCCUUAGGUUCACAUCUUACAGCGUCAGUUUUGGGCAGUUCAUGGCUGGACCUUAAAUCUCUCAUUUUACAGGACCACCCCUGUAAGGGGUAAAAACAAUGAGGAGUCCUGUGGCACCUUAGAGACUAAUAGAUUUAUUAGGACAUAAGCAAACCCCACCUCAUCAGAUGAAUUGGAGUGGAAGUUACAGAGGCAGGGCUAUAUAUAAGAACAGCAAGAGAAAGAUGUUGCUUGCAUUAAUGAGGCUAUUCAGAUCAGGGUGAAUGUGGCUCAUUCACAGCAUUUGAUGGGGAGAUGUGAAUAUCGAAUGAGGGGAAAUUGCCUUAGUAAUGCAUUAACCAGUUGAUUGUAUUGAAUUUGCAAAUGAACUCCAGUUUAGCUGUCUCCCUUUGUAAUCAGGUUCUGAAGUUCUUUUGUAGGAAGGCUACUUUCAAAUCCAUUACUGAAUGUCCAGGGAGGCUAAAGUGUUCCCCUACAGGUUUAUUUUUCUUACCAUUCCUGAUGUCUGAUUUGUGGGAACGGGGCAGAUGUCCUACCAUCCCAUUCCUCUUUCUACCUUUUAAUCCUCCCAACAAAUGUCUGUCCCCUGGUUUGGUCACAGUGCAGGGCCCUCUAGUUCAGUUCAAGCAGAAAGUCAAUCAGUAAUAAUUCUUUACUAUGAGUUGGUACUUGGGGGCAGGGGUUGGUCCUCAGGAUUUCUGCCGGAUUGAGAAGAUAUUCAUUCUGCUAGAGUUGACCAUGGGCAGAUUUUCUGUUUUAAGCUGCUUCUGCUCAAGACAAUCUGUUUCCAUAACAUUCUCAAAGUGGCCUAUAAGAGCUGCAAAAGGGAUGGCUCCAUCUUUUCCAACAUGUCUCUUCCAACGCUGUGCCAAGUUUACUCACCCCCAUUCACCUUCCAAAUUGCAGGCUGCGUGUAAAUGCAACAAGGGGCAGACAGAAUCGUCUUGGCGACGUGCAGUGACUUAACCCACACUUUGCUCUUUCCCCCUCCCUUCUAGGCUAGAGUCUGUCACAGAAAGCACGGUGUGCUGUUUAUACACUGGAAAUUUGCAGAUUUUUUUUUAAAUGCACGUUGACUCUUGAACAGGGAUGUGUGACCCAGAUGAGCUAAAGUUAAGGCCAAAUAUGUACCUGCACCUAAACCUCCAACUGCAUCUUUUAUGAGGUGUGAAAAACUUUGGUUAACCUCUAUACACGCAAUAUCGAUACAGUGUGUGUGAAAGAGAGCAUGCAGUGGGGUUGCAAUCCACCUCUGUGCAAAGAUCCGGCGCAAGUCCUAGUUUGAUGGGUUAAGUGGUGUCUCUUGUGCUGGCCCCCCUGGAUUGGGGUCAAUUUUGCACUGUGGGCAAAUAUUAAAACCAGAUUUAAGUCAAUUAUUUUUCUCUUUUGUUCUGGAAGCUCUCAAAUCUGCUACCUGAUUCAAUUUUUUUUUCUGACUAAUUCAUGAGCUCGUAAUUCAUUGUGAGAAUUUAAUAUCCAACAUGUGACAGGUGCUCAGGCACAUGAUAUGGCCCCUUUUUUUCCAACUGGAAGAACCUAAUUGUGUGUGUGUAAUUCUUACACGCUUAGAAAUGUAGGACUGGUGAGCUCAGUUAGUCCCUCCCCUCUGUGCUGAGGCAGGGUUCUUUGUAUUGUUGAAUACUUGUAAUUGGGAAUUCUAGGUUUGCUUGCUAGGAAUAUUCUGCAACAUUUGUUCAAAACUGGCUUCCUUCCAGUUAAACUGUGCACUUGAAAGAUCAUGAAAAGUGACCUCAAUCAAAGCUAAUUCAUUUUAAAAAAAGGAACAAAUAUUUACAGACUUUUUUUCAUUACAGCGUUUGCACAUCUCUUGCUGUGUACAUAGAGAUGAUUAUAAUAUACCAACGGUGAUACACAGAUAAUCACCUAUGCAUUUGAGUGUAUUAAAAUCACAUACACAAAUGUGCAUAUGUAUGAGUCAGGCUUUUUACAUUCUAUUACCCUUCCAGGUUCUGCCCAAAAAGAGUAUUAUCAUUCUGUGAGAGUCCACUUGUGAGAUAUGUCUGAACAGGACAAGAACCAAAUUGUAUCAUAGUUUUGAGAAAAGAAAGUGGAUUAACAGUCUGCAAAUCCUGUAUGCUAAGGAUGUUAGAAAGAGGAUGGUGGUCAAUUGUUCUCCAUGUUCCCAGGAGAAAGGACAAGUAAUAAUGGGUGUAAUCUGCAGCAAGGAAGAUUUAGGUUAGAUAUUAAGAAAUCUUUCUAAUUGUAAGGGUAAUUAAGCUUCCAGGAGAGAUUAUGGAAUCUACAUCAUUGGAAAUCUUCAGGGAUGAUUUAGGUUUAUUUAGCCCUGCCUCAGCACAGUUUGCUGGCCUAGAUGACUUCUUGAGGACCCUGACAGCCGAUUCAUCACUAGCCUGAAAUGAAUCUCUCAGGAGAUUUCCAGCCCAAUGUUAGGACAAAAAAAAAAAGUUAUAAGUGUCUAAAUUUUAGGAUAUAUCCAAAACCUUGCACUUUUUGAGCAUUGCUGUUUGGGAGGUGACCUCGAUGGGGUUCUUAGAGCUUGUUGAGUUUCUUUUCAUUUUAAACACUGCAAAUGUGCUUUCCUUGGCAUGCGUCUCUCUGAUGGGGUCUAUUGAACAUCAGUUGAGCUGUUGUCUACAUUCCAAAGAGUUUUGAAUAUGUGAUAAAUAUAUGUAUACAUAUGUGUUAUAAUGGAAUAUCUCCAGGAAUUAACUGCCUCAGUAAAAGAACUUGUCUUUUUUUUGUUUUGUUUUUACACAUGGGAUUUUUUUAAGCUGAUAAACAUAGAAGAGAAAAAAGAGAUUGUUAUAUUGUGCUGUUCAACUAUUUUCCAACUUGUAUUUUCAUAUAAUUUAUAUUUUUAAAAGUGAAAAAAAUUUUAAAAGCAAGAUUAAAAAAAAGAGGAAAAAGCAGGUGCUUUUUAAAAAAAAAAAAACGAACUGAGGUAGCUUAGAGAUGUAGCGAUGUGUGUGUGUCUGUGUGUGGGUUUUUUUUUUU